GCAAGCAAAUAUUCCAACCCGACGGCGCCGUGCUUCCAAAUCCCGCGAAGCGGCUCGCCGCCCGGAGACAAAUCCCCCAAAUCAGCCGGCGGCGGCGGCGGCGACGGCCGGAUCGUUCGGAUGGCGGAGGUUCGCAAGUACGGGCUGCCCAACCAGCCGCCAGAUAUUCCCCAGAUACUGCUGGAAGCUCAGAAUCGAUGGCUACGGCCUACUGAAAUCUGCCAUAUACUGUCAAAUCACAAGAAAUUCUCCAUUGCGCCUGAGCCACCGAACAAACCUGCAAGUGGUUCGCUUUUUUUGUUUGAUCGGAAAAUAUUGAGAUACUUUAGAAAGGAUGGACAUAACUGGAGGAAGAAAAAGGAUGGAAAGACAGUCAAAGAAGCUCACGAAAAGCUGAAAGUUGGCAGUGUUGAUGUACUUCAUUGCUACUAUGCCCAUGGGGAGGAGAAUGAGAACUUCCAAAGACGUACCUAUUGGUUAUUAGAAGAGGGUUUAACGAAUAUCGUUCUUGUGCACUACCUUGAAGUCAAGGGUGGCAAGCAAAGUUUCAGCUGUUCUAAAGAAGCUGAAGAGAGUGCAGGAUUAUCUAAUGCCGAUAGUCCUGUGUACUCGAACUCUUUCGCUAGUCAGAGCCAGGUAGCCUCCCAAUCUAUGGAUGCUGAAAGCCCAAUUAGUGGACAGAUUUCGGAAUAUGAGGAUGCUGAAACAGAUAGUUGUCGAGCAAGCUCCAGAUACCACCCUUUCAUUGAGAUGCAGCAGCCUGUGGAUGGAGUCAUGAUGGAUAAUAUGUUGGGUGUUUCAGCCCCAAGUACUUCUGUAAAUAAUCCAGAUGUAGGUUAUCAUGGCAAAAUGCAGAAUGCAACAGAUAACUCAUAUAAUCAUUUUGCUGCUCAUUAUGACAUACCUGGUGUGUUCAAUGAAGCUGGAGCUGAGGUAAGGGGCGUGUCCAAAACUCUACAUGAUUCAUUGCGGUUUGGUGAGCCCUAUCCGGAAUACCCAGCUGAGUUUAUGGAGCCAGCAUUCUAUUCUUCUAUUGCCGCCAUGGAGUCUAACAAUCUGGAUGAUAACUCACGAUUGGAAACAUUCAUGUCUGAGGCACUGUACACCAACAACCUCACUCAGAAAGAAGCUGAUGCACUGAGUGCUGCAGGCAUAACGUCAUCACAGGUAGAGAAUAAUACCUAUACAGAUGGGAUCCGGUAUCCACUUUUAAAGCAGUCAUCAUUAGAUAUCUUUAAGAUCGAACCCGAUGGUUUGAAGAAAUUUGAUAGCUUCUCGAGGUGGAUGAGUAGUGAACUUCCAGAAGUAGCUGAUUUGGAUAUCAAGUCCAGUUCAGAUGCCUUCUGGAGUAAUACCGAAACUGUGAAUGUUGCUGAUGGCACAAGCAUACCUAUAAAUGAGCAGUUAGAUGCAUUCGCAGUCAGCCCCUCGCUUUCCCAAGAUCAGCUCUUCAGCAUUAUUGACGUUUCUCCAAGCUAUGCAUGCACGGGCUCUAGGACUAAGGUCCUAGUUACUGGUACAUUCUUGGCAAAUAAAGAACACGUGGAAAACUGCAAGUGGUCAUGUAUGUUCGGGGAUGUUGAAGUACCUGCAGAGGUUUUAGCACAGGGUGCUCUGCGAUGCUACACACCAGUACAUAUAUCUGGACGAGUCCCCUUUUAUGUGACAUGCUCCAAUAGGGUGGCUUGUAGUGAAGUGCGGGAGUUUGAGUUCCGUGAUUCUGAUGUUCGACAAAUGGAUACUUCAGAUCCCCGUACUGCAGGCAUAAGUGAAAUGCAUUUACAUAUUCGUCUUGAGAAGUUACUUUCCUUGGGACCAGAUGACUAUGAGAAGUAUGUUAUGAGUGAUGGAAAUGAGAAGUCCGAAAUAAUCGACACUAUUAAUUCCUUAAUGCUUGAUGAUAAAUGGUCAAGCCAGGCUGUUCCAUCGGAUGAGAAAGAAAUUUCCACUGCACGGGAUCAGAAUAUUGAGAAAAUGGUGAAAGAGAAGCUAUAUUGUUGGCUUAUUCAUAAGAUACAUGACGAAGACAAAGGUCCCAAUGUGCUUGGCAAGGAAGGACAAGGUGUGAUUCAUUUGGUAGCUGCACUUGGGUAUGAUUGGGCUAUAAAGCCGAUAAUUACUGCAGGUGUAAAGGUGAACUUCAGGGAUUCUCGAGGAUGGACUGCGCUUCACUGGGCUGCAUCAUGCGGAAGGGAGCGGACAGUUGGGGCCCUUAUAGCAAAUGGAGCUGAAUCUGGUUUAUUGACAGAUCCAACUCCUCAAUUUUCAUCAGGAAGAACAGCUGCUGAUUUAGCGUCAGAAAAUGGACACAAAGGCAUUGGUGGUUUCCUUGCAGAAUCUGCUUUGACAAGUCAUCUUUCAGCUCUUACACUGAAAGAAUCCAAGGAUGGGAAUGUAAAAGAAAUAUGUGACAUAGGAGCGACUGAAGAUUUUGCAGAAUCCAGUUCUGCUCAACUUUCUUACGGGGACUCUCAGGCUGAGUCACUGAAGGAUUCACUUAGUGCAGUGCGUAAAUCAACGCAAGCUGCAGCCAGGAUAUUUCAAGCUUUUAGGGUGGAGUCAUUCCACAGAAAGAAGGUGGUUGAAUAUGGUGAUGAUGAUUGUGGAUUAUCUGAUGAGCGCACGCUUUCACUUGUAUCUAUUAAAAAUACAAAACCUGGGCAGAACGAUGGGCUUCCGCAUUCUGCUGCAGUUCGUAUCCAAAACAAGUUUAGAGGAUGGAAAGGUAGAAAGGAGUUUAUGAUUAUUCGACAGAAAAUUGUCAAGAUACAGGCACAUGUACGAGGACAUCAAGUAAGGAAAAGCUUUCGGAAGAUAGUCUGGUCUGUAGGAAUUGUGGAGAAAAUUAUAUUGAGGUGGAGGAGAAAGCGAAGGGGCCUGCGAGGUUUCCAACCUGUAAAACAGCUUGAAGGUCCAUCGCAGAUCCAACAGCUUGAAGGUCCAUCUCAUAUCCAACCUGCAAAGGAAGAGGAAGAGGAUGAGUACGACUACCUGAAAGAUGGCAGAAAGCAGGCCGAAGGCAGAUUACAGAGAGCACUUGCUCGUGUGAAAUCGAUGACUCAAUACCCAGAAGCAAGAGAACAAUACAGUAGACUCGCAAACUGUGUCACAGAACUGAAGGAUCCUCAGGCGAUGAUACAGGAUGAAAUGCAAAGUGAUAUGGCUCAUGGGGGCGACUUCAUGGAUGAUCUGGAGGGGCUAUGAGAGGAUGAGGAUUCACCAAUGCCCACCAUUUUGUGACAUUGAGGAGAACUAGAUCAGUUAGGCUGUGACCUGUUCUUUACCAGGCUAGCUGUAAAUUCUUGUGCUAGAUGUUCAGUGUUCACUGCUCAACUUUAUAUAGCGUUACACCUAAUACCAUGCGACUUCUAUUAUCCUUGUGCUAUUGUGCAUCGUGAAGCUUGGUCGCGUCUGGUUAUUUUUGACGUAAGAUGUCGCCGCUCAUGGUCUGCCGGUUUGGUGCCAGCGAGAUCAAUCGUGUUACAGUACGGACGCCACAGUAAGAUAUACUAUGCAAUUACUUUGCCA
Molecule: messenger RNA, 3528 nt
Organism: Oryza brachyantha (malo sina)
Lineage: Eukaryota; Viridiplantae; Streptophyta; Magnoliopsida; Poales; Poaceae
Product: calmodulin-binding transcription activator 1-like
Exons: 13
Coding region: 121-3204 (1027 amino acids)
Biological process (GO): regulation of transcription by RNA polymerase II
Cellular component (GO): nucleus
Molecular function (GO): double-stranded DNA binding; transcription coregulator activity; protein binding
Source: RefSeq, a predicted model, not a curated record